GUGGAAGGCACUGCCGCCCGCAGUAAUAAACCCCCCCCCCCCCCCUCCCUUCGAGUGACUGAAGAAGAAGAAGAAGAACAAACAGCACUGCUGCCUGCGUAGUUCGUACGUUCCGUCGAUCCAUCCAUCCUGCAUCGGUGAAAGAAGAAGAGAUCAGAUCAGCCAUCUUUCGCCAGAGCUAGAGCCGAAAACUUGUGCCAUGGCGGCUCUGGUCACGUCCCAGCUCGCCGCCACGUGUGCCGGCAUGCCGCCGCCGCCGUCGUCCGUGCUCCGGCGCGGCCACCAUGGCAAGAUCGUCGGCAUGAGGACCACCGCCCGCGCGACGGCGCCUGCGCGGAGGACCACGACGACGCCGCAGCGCGGGGGCCGGAUCAUCAGGCGCGCCUCCGCCGUGGUGCGCGCCGGCGCCGGCGCCACGGGCGCUGGCAUGAACAUCGUCUUCGUCGGCGCCGAGAUGGCGCCCUGGAGCAAGACCGGCGGCCUCGGCGACGUCCUCGGCGGCCUCCCGCCCGCCAUGGCCGCGAACGGGCACCGGGUCAUGGUCAUCUCCCCGCGCUACGACCAGUACAAGGACGCCUGGGACACCAGCGUCGUCGCCGAGAUCAAGGUCGGGGACAGCUACGAGAUGGUGAGGUUCUUCCACUGCUACAAGCGCGGCGUCGACCGCGUCUUCGUCGACCACCCAUGGUUCCUCGAGAAGGUUUGGGGCAAGACCGGCGAGAAGAUCUACGGGCCCGACACGGGCACGGAUUACAAGGACAACCAGCUCCGCUUCAGCCUUCUUUGCCAGGCAGCGCUGGAAGUACCCAGGAUCCUCAGCCUCGACAACAACCCGUUCUACUCAGGACCCUACGGGGAAGACGUGGUGUUCGUGUGCAACGACUGGCACACAGGCCCGCUCGCCUGCUACCUCAAGAACAGCUACCAGUCCAACGGCAUCUACAGAACCGCAAAGGUUGCUUUCUGCAUCCACAACAUCUCGUACCAGGGCCGCUUCUCCUUAGACGACUUCUCGCUGCUGAACCUUCCCGCUCGGUUCAAGUCGUCCUUCGACUUCAUCGACGGGUACGACAAGCCGGUGGAAGGGCCCAAGAUCAACUGGAUGAAGGGCGGGAUCCUGGAGGCCGACAGGGUGCUGACGGUGAGCCCGUACUACGCGGAGGAGCUCAUUUCCGGGAUCGCCAGGGGCUGUGAGCUGGACAACAUCAUGCGGCUUACGGGGAUCACCGGCAUCGUCAACGGCAUGGACGUCAGCGAGUGGGAUCCCACCAAGGACAAGUUCAUCGCGGUCAAAUAUGACGCCUCCACCGCGGUGGAGGGGAAGGCGCUGAACAAGGAGGCGCUGCAGGCCGAGGUGGGGCUGCCGGUGGACCGGAAGGUGCCGCUGGUGGCGUUCAUCGGCAGGCUGGAGGAGCAGAAGGGACCCGACGUCAUCGCCGCCGCCAUCCCUGAGAUCUUGGACGAAGACGUCCAGAUCGUCCUCCUGGGCACCGGGAAGAAGAAGUUCGAGCGGCUGUUCAAGAGCUUGGAGGAGAGGUUCCCGGAGAAGGUGCGUGCCGUGGUGAAGUUCAACGCGCCGCUGGCGCACUACAUCAUGGCCGGCGCCGACCUGCUCGCCGUCACCAGCCGCUUCGAGCCCUGCGGCCUCAUCCAGCUCCAAGGGAUGCGCUACGGCACGCCCUGCGCGUGCGCUUCCACCGGCGGUCUUGUGGACACGAUCGUCGAGGGCGAGACUGGGUUCCACAUGGGCCGCCUCAGCGUCGACUGCAACGUGGUGGAGCCGGAGGACGUGAAGAAGGUGGCGACCACCCUGAAGCGCGCCGUCAAGGUCGUCGGCACGCCGGCGCACCAGGAGAUGGUCAGGAACUGCAUGGCCCAGGACCUCUCCUGGAAGGGGCCUGCCAAGAACUGGGAGGAGGUGCUGCUGGGGCUGGGGGUCGCCGGGAGCGAGCCGGGGAUCGUCGGCGAGGAGAUCGCGCCGCUCGCCAAGGAGAACGUCGCCGCUCCCUGAAGAGACUCUCCAUCCAGCUGCAGAAUUCAGCAUCAAGUGCGUGCAGGAAACAAUGGAACAUCCAGGAUAUUCGGGGUUUAGUAUAUGGGCAGAAAGAGGUAGUCGCUUGUUGUAGUACUGAUAUAUAUAGCCAGCCAGUGUAGGCUAAUCAAUAAGUUUGAGAUUGUGCUUGCGAGUGUGUGUAUUAAAGUGUUGAAACCGUGCUUUGCAUUUCGAUGUGGUAUAUUGGAAAUAAGCAAAUGAUCUACUAUUAUGAAUUGUA
This is a messenger RNA of Brachypodium distachyon (stiff brome), 2273 nucleotides long. Its product is annotated as granule-bound starch synthase 1, chloroplastic/amyloplastic. The record is from RefSeq and is a predicted model, not a curated record. NCBI's taxonomy places the organism in Eukaryota, Viridiplantae, Streptophyta, Magnoliopsida, Poales, Poaceae. Gene Ontology annotation, molecular function: alpha-1,4-glucan glucosyltransferase (UDP-glucose donor) activity. The transcript is spliced from 13 exons. Bases 200 to 2011 code for a protein of 603 amino acids.